AUAUCCCACCCGACUAACAUCUCAGUCUCUGAAAAUGCACAGAGAUGCCUGGCUACCUCGCCCUGCCUUCAGACUCACGGGGCUCAGUCUCUUUUUCUCUUUGGUGCCACCAGGGCGGAGCAUGGAGGUCACAGUACCUACCACCCUCAACGUCCUCAAUGGCUCUGAUGCCCGUCUGCCCUGUACAUUCAACUCCUGCUACACAGUGAACCACAAACAGUUCUCCCUGAACUGGACCUACCAGGAGUGUAGUAACUGCUCUGAGGAGAUGUUCCUCCAGUUCCGCAUGAAGAUCAUCAACCUGAAGCUGGAACGGUUCCGAGACCGUGUGGAGUUCUCAGGGAACCCCAGCAAGUAUGACGUGUCGGUGACGCUGAGAAAUGUGCAGCUCGAGGAUGUGGGCACCUACAACUGCUAUAUCAUGAACCCGCCUGACCGCCACCGUGGCCAUGGCAAGAUCUACCUGCAGGUCCUCAUGGAAGAGCCCCCUGAGCGGGACUCCACGGUGGCCGUGAUCGUGGGCGCCUCCGUGGGCGGCUUCCUGGCGGUGGUCAUCUUGGUGCUGAUGGUAGUAAAGUGUGUGAGGAGGAAAAAAGAGCAGAAACUGAGCACGGACGACCUGAAGACGGAGGAGGAGGGCAAGACGGAUGGAGAGGGCAACGCGGACGACGGCCCCAAGUAACGCGGCCCCGCAGCCCCUCCCUCACGUCCUGUCUUCCUCCCACCCUCCGCCCUGCACACUGUGCCCCUGCCUGCCCUCUCUUGGUGUGCUUCUCUUGAACCAGGGCCCCAGGGCCCGCCUGGGGCCUCCCGAAACCACUUCGUACCCCCCACCCUGCACCAAGGGUGACCCACCUCUCUUUCAUUUGGGAAACCUGCCACGGCGCGUGGGACGUGUGGGCCCUGGGG
This is a messenger RNA of Callorhinus ursinus (northern fur seal), 909 nucleotides long. RefSeq names its product sodium voltage-gated channel beta subunit 2 (gene SCN2B). Gene Ontology annotation, cellular component: plasma membrane; voltage-gated sodium channel complex. Gene Ontology annotation, biological process: cardiac muscle cell action potential involved in contraction; membrane depolarization during cardiac muscle cell action potential; regulation of sodium ion transmembrane transporter activity. The record is from RefSeq and is a predicted model, not a curated record. Gene Ontology annotation, molecular function: sodium channel regulator activity. NCBI's taxonomy places the organism in Eukaryota, Metazoa, Chordata, Mammalia, Carnivora, Otariidae.